Alternaria alternata is the source of this 1154-nucleotide messenger RNA. Its product is annotated as 3-oxoacyl-reductase. Gene Ontology annotation, molecular function: oxidoreductase activity. Bases 158 to 1054 code for a protein of 298 amino acids. Lineage: Eukaryota; Fungi; Ascomycota; Dothideomycetes; Pleosporales; Pleosporaceae. The record is from RefSeq and is a predicted model, not a curated record. The transcript is spliced from 3 exons.
UCACAAGAAAUCAUGAACGUCAAUAAAAGUUCCACCUCGAGCCACGAUGGCCAGGACAACUUCACCAACUCUACCUUAAACCACACAAUUGUGCUCAAUCUCUCUGUCUUAUAAACUCUUUACUAAUUCCGAGAUACCCAUACAACAAUCACGCAUCAUGUCUUCUAGCAAGGGCCAGUUCGAGCAGGGCUUCCAGCCCGAUGUUCAGCAUCAGAAGGCCCCCGGUCUCGAGUCCAAACUCGACCCUCUCCCCAAGGUCGAUGAGCUUCCCACACCCGAGGGAGGUGCUGAAAAGUACAAGGCUGCUGGCAAGCUCAAGGGCAAGCGCGCCAUCAUCACCGGUGGAGACUCCGGUAUUGGUCGCUCGAUCGCUGUUCUCUUCGCCAUGGAGGGCGCCGACAGCUUCAUCGCCUACCUCCCCGAAGAGGAGCAGGACGCACAAGAUACCAAGAAGAUGGUUGAGGAGAAGGGACAGAAGUGCUAUACUCUUGCAAUCAACCUGAAAGAGAAGGCGAACUGCCAGAAGGUCAUCGAUGAGGCCGUCAAGCAGAUGGGUGGCAUUGACAUCCUGAUCAACAACCACGCUUACCAGAUGAUGGUAAACGACAUCAGCGACCUGUCUGAGGAGCAAUGGCUGCACACAUUCGACACCAACAUCCACCCCUUCUUCUACCUUUCGAAAUACGCCCUACCACACAUGAAGCGCGGCGCAACUAUCAUCAACAACGCCUCCAUCAACGCCUACGUCGGUCGUCCAGAUCUUCUCGACUACACCUCAACCAAGGGCGCCAUUGUUGCUUUUACCCGAGGUCUAUCAAACCAGUACGUCGGACGGGGUAUCCGCGUAAACGCUGUCGCCCCGGGUCCUGUCUGGACUCCUCUCAUCCCUGCCACCAUGAACGACGAAGCCAUCAAGCAGUUCACCGCUCCUAUUGGCAGGCCGUCGCAACCUAGCGAGAUUGCUACUUGCUUCGUCUUCCUGGCUAGCAACGACAGCAGCUCUAUUAGCGGUCAGACUAUCCACGCCAACGGUGGUACUAUCGUCAACGGUUAAGCAUUUACUUCCCUGACUUGUCGCGGACGAUGUAUCUUACGACUUUAUGAGCAUGUAAAAUAUACUCAAUGAAUGAAUCAUAAUACUGAACUUCUCUUUU